Pogona vitticeps (central bearded dragon) is the source of this 1557-nucleotide messenger RNA. Lineage: Eukaryota; Metazoa; Chordata; Lepidosauria; Squamata; Agamidae. The record is from RefSeq and is a predicted model, not a curated record.
CACGCUUCACAUUAUUCAUUGCUCAUUUAUAGGGUUGGCUGCACAACUGACGGAGCGGGGGAGGGCUCUGUAAAAAUAGAAGUUGAAUAGGAGAUCCGUCUCCCUUCUGCCUCUUGCAACAUGGAUUGGUUUCACUGCAAUCAAUGCUUCCGUCAGGAGGCAUCUGACUUUUGCGUCACUAGCUGUGGGCACAUAUUUUGCAAAAAAUGUGCCGGCACAGAUAAAUGCCCGUCUUGUGGAACAAGCUGCAAAUAUUUGUUUCUCAAUGAUAAUAUAAAACCAGAGGAAAAAAAGUUUUUCAGAAGUCCUAUUGAAACAGCACUAAACUAUAUUGCUCACAUUUCUCAAGUGUGGAUGUUCCAGAAAGGCCAGAUGGAACUGCUGGUAUCUUUCUACAAACACAACGCUUCAAAAGCUAAUGGAGCCCUACAGCAAGCAGUGCAAAAACUGUCUACCCAGGAAAAGGAACUGGAGGAAAUUCGGAAGGAAAACAGGGAAUUGAAAAAGAAGUACCUCACCUUGAAGCAGUCUGUUCCAAGACUCCAGGAGAGUAGCAGGAACAGUACACCAAGGCCAGUUGCCAUCACUCCUCCAUCACAGAGAGUCACACCACGGCCUAUUUUCCAGCGCUCCAGUGAAGUUGUCAGCCGUUCUUCUUCUAUGGAGUCUAUCUCUUCCCGAGGCAGUCACUUACUGAACUGGCAACAUGCCACAGGAGCCACCAGGAGGACCCCAGCAGACUCUGCUCAGGCUACUCCUUCUCCAGUGUCCACUCAAAGUUUAUUCUACAGGGCCUCUCCCUCCUCAUCCCACGCCCCCAGCAUGAAUGUCUUCAACCUACAGCCUCCUGCUGUGAGGCAAAGUCAAAGUGGGCAACGACAGGAGACCCCAUACUUAAAUUUCAACAUCUUUACUGAGAGAGAUGGAGUUUCUAUGUCAGAAAGUCAGAUCACUGAGAGGCUGCGCCCCAUACAGCUGAGAUUUACACCUCAUUCAACACCAUCCUUUCAUAACCGGCACUCAUCCAUCAUGGAAGUCCACCAGCAAUAAUGGGGGGAGUACGCAAGCAUUUCUGCAUUUCAUCAGCCAAUAGAGGCAAGGUAGGGUACCUUGCUCUGACAUCUGACAGCGUUCAUUCCCUGCAUUUUGAAGCUCAAUUGAAGUCAUCGGUUAGCACCAUUCUUUCUUUCACACAUAACACACCCAAAAAAACUCAUACAGUUUCUGGUGACAUCUCACAUGGCAGACACCAGUGGUUUGAUAAACUUUUAUAGGGUUUCUAUUGGAGGACAGAGGGUUAAAAGUACAGCUGGUGAACUUUACCUCAGGUCAGCAUUACGAAUCUACAGUUAUUCAGACUGCCUAUGGAUCUUAGAAUAAUUUUGCUCAGACUGUGAUCAGAUUGUUUUAGGAAGAAGCGUGGAGGUGCCUUUGAGAUUGUCGGUUACUAAAAUGCAGCAAACAUCACUGUGCAAAAUUCAAAGAUUUCAUUUAUUUCAUCCCCAUAAUAUGGAACUACUUUGUCUGUAUCCCAUAUUGAGGAUAUAUAGGUGAGCA